Molecule: messenger RNA, 4529 nt
Organism: Lottia gigantea (owl limpet)
Lineage: Eukaryota; Metazoa; Mollusca; Gastropoda; Lottiidae
Exons: 21
Coding region: 47-2935 (962 amino acids)
Biological process (GO): intracellular protein transport; intra-Golgi vesicle-mediated transport; retrograde vesicle-mediated transport, Golgi to endoplasmic reticulum
Cellular component (GO): COPI vesicle coat
Molecular function (GO): structural molecule activity; protein binding
Source: RefSeq, a predicted model, not a curated record
CGUAUUCUUCUCCAACAUUGCCGACAGUGAUAUAAACUAAAACAUUAUGCCUCUCCGUUUAGAUAUAAAGCGAAAGCUAUCAGCUCGUUCUGAUCGUGUCAAGUCUGUUGACCUUCACCCCAGUGAGCCAUGGAUGUUGGCUAGUUUAUAUAAUGGUAACGUCCAUAUUUGGAAUUAUGAAUCACAGCAACUUAUCAAGUCAUUUGAAGUUUGUGAUUUGCCAGUUAGAGCGGCUAAGUUUGUGGCCAGGAAAAAUUGGGUGAUAACUGGCUCAGAUGAUAUGACAGUAAGAGUGUAUAAUUAUAAUACAUUAGAACGUGUUCACCAAUUUGAAGCUCACUCAGAUUACCUACGAUCUAUAGCAGUUCAUCCUACACAACCCUAUAUACUUACUAGUAGUGAUGAUAUGUUAAUUAAGCUGUGGGAUUGGGAUAAGAACUGGACGUGUACACAAGUAUUUGAAGGUCAUAGUCAUUAUGUGAUGCAGAUUGUGAUCAACCCUAAAGAUAAUAAUCAAUUUGCUAGUGCUUCUCUUGAUAGAACUGUAAAGGUAUGGCAGUUAGGAUCCAAUGCACCAAACUUCACCUUAGAAGGCCAUGAAAAGGGAGUGAACUGCGUUGAUUAUUAUUCAGGGGGAGAUAAACCUUAUUUGAUUUCUGGUGGUGAUGAUAGAUUGGUUAAGAUUUGGGAUUAUCAGAAUAAGACUUGUGUACAGACAUUAGAAGGCCAUGCUCAGAAUAUUUCCUCUGUAUCAUUUCACCCAGAAUUACCCAUUAUAAUGACAGGUUCUGAAGAUGGAACUGUAAGAAUUUGGCAUGCUAAUACCUACAGAUUAGAGAGCACUUUAAACUAUGGUUUAGAAAGAGUAUGGACAAUCUCAUCACAGAAAGGGUCUAAUAACGUAGCUCUAGGUUACGAUGAGGGUAGCAUUAUUAUUAAGUUGGGUCGAGAAGAACCAGCCAUGUCUAUGGAUUCCAAUGGUAAAAUUAUCUGGGCCAAACAUUCCGAGAUACAACAAGCUAAUAUUAAGGCUAUGGGGGACCAAGAUAUCAAAGAUGGAGAACGGCUACCAUUAGCUGUGAAAGAUAUGGGCAGUUGUGAAAUAUACCCACAAGCCAUUGCACACAAUCCUAAUGGAAGAUUUGUAGUAGUUUGUGGAGAUGGUGAAUAUAUUAUAUAUACAGCUAUGGCACUACGUAAUAAAAGUUAUGGUUCAGCCCAGGAAUUCGCCUGGAGUAAUGAUGCGUCUGUAUAUGCUAUCAGAGAGGGAAGUAGUAUGGUCAAAAUAUACAAAAAUUUUAAAGAAUUAAAGUCAUUUAAACCUGAUUUUGGGGCUGAAGGUAUCUAUGGAGGUUUCAUGCUGGGAGUAAGAUCUGUCAGUGGUCUAGCUUUCUACGACUGGGAUACAACUGAACUCAUCAGAAGAAUAGAAAUCACUCCUAAAAGUAUUGUAUGGAGUGAGAAUGGUGAACUAGUAUGCAUUGCUACUGAGGAAUCAUUCUUUAUUCUCCGCUAUAAUCCUGAAGCUGUGGAGAAUUCCAAGGACAAUAAAGACAGUGUGACAGAGGAUGGUAUUGAGGAUGCUUUUGAGGUUAUAGGGGAGAUAGAAGAGGUGGUUAAAACUGGUAUCUGGGUAGGAGAUUGUUUUAUAUACACUAACAGUGUCAAUAGGUUAAAUUAUUAUGUUGGUGGUGAAAUAGUUACUGUAGCUCAUCUUGAUAGAGUGAUGUAUUUAUUGGGGUAUAUACCGAAGGAGAAUAGAAUGUAUUUAGGAGAUAAAGAGUUGAAUGUAGUUAGCUAUAGUUUAUUGGUUUCUGUAUUGGAAUAUCAGACAGCUGUCAUGAGACGAGAUUUCGACACGGCUGAUAAAGUUUUACCCACUGUACCACGUGAACAGAGAACUCGAGUUGCUCACUUCCUUGAGAAACAGGGUUUUAAAUCACAAGCUUUAGCAGUAACAUGUGAUCCAGAACAUAAAUUUGAACUAGCUAUACAGUUGGGCGAUCUAAAAAUAGCUUAUACACUAGCUAAAGAGGCUGAGUCUGAACAAAAAUGGAAGCAACUGUCUGAACUAGCUAUCAAGAACUGUGAAUUUGGAUUAGCCCAGGAGUGUUUACACCAAGCUCAAGAUUUUGGAGGAUUAAUGUUACUCGCUAGUUCAGCUGGUAAUAGAGACAUGGUAGAACGUUUAGGACAUACUGCCGAGAAAGCUGGUCAGAACAAUGUUGCUUUCCUUUCUUACUUUACUCUUGGAAGAGUAGAAGAAUGUCUAGAUGUUUUAAUAAAAACAGGAAGAUUACCAGAGGCUGCUUUCUUUGCCAGAACUUAUUUACCAAGUCAGAUAUCCAGGGUAGUAAAGUUAUGGAGAGAAAAUCUAGCCACAAUAAAUAAAAAGGCUGCUGAAUCGUUGGCAGACCCCACAGAAUAUGAGAAUUUAUUCCCUGGUUUAAAAGAAGCAUUUAAAGUUGAACAAUAUCUGGAACCCCAGAGAAAGGCAGUAAUACCAGCUCAUAAAUACCCACAAGUUCCUCAAAAUAGUUCCCGUAAUGCAGUGGAAGAGAUGCAGGCUGCCGAGGCUGAAGGUCGUUUUGAUUAUGAACCUGUACAGAGACUGUCAGAAUCAGAGAAUUUAGAUACAGAGGAGUCAGAUAAAAAGGAUACAGAGCUAAUAACACCAAAAUCACCCCCUGUCUCUAAACCACAACCACUUCUAGAUCCAAUCAAACCGGAACCAGUUCUAGAUCCAAUCAAACCAGAACCAGUGCCCACACCUAAAGCUGCCCCAGUAACUAAAUCUCAACCGUCUGAACCAGUGAGCAGUCGGACGGCAGCCGAGAUAGAACAGGAAUUGGAACUAGAUUUAGAUAAUUUACAGAUAGAUGAUGAUAUCGAUACUUCAGAUGUUAAUUUAGAUGAAGAUUUAUUAGAAGAUUAAGAAGACAGAAGAUAUUUAUUAUUUGUUAUAAUAUGUUGAUAAAUUGUAAAUAUAAAAUAGAUAUAUAUCAUAUUUUCACAGUGCUGUUAUUAAUACUGUCAUUAUGAUAUCAAACUCAAAUUAUAAUGUUUCAUAUUGAAUCGUGUUUCAUGAUCUACAGAUAAAGAAACCAACAACUGAUAACAAUCUGAACUGCUAAACGAGAACCCGAAAUCCAAACAACAUAUUGGCAAAACAUUAGAAGCAACUCAUAAACUUUUCCCAUGAUAUAAGAGAAAUAAUAUUUCUGACUAAUUUAAACAAUUUGUUAUAAAAUGAAAUGGAUACAGUGUGUUUAAUUCUAAAAAUAAAUAUCAUUGCUCUACUACAUUGCAUUUCUUUGACAUUUGAUUGUAGGGUGGUGCUCGAUUGGUUGGUUCUGAACAGGUUCCAUCAGUUCCAAUUCUGCCCUCAAUCAAAGGGUAUAAAAGUGGAAUAUGUCGCAUUCAAAUUUUUCCCAUUUAUUCCUUCUCCACCAUUUUGAAUUGUAUCUACAUCUACUAUUUUUCCAGCAUAUGAGGAAGGCGUUCUAAACUCUGUUCCAAGUUGUUUUAUUGAACGUUCUGUUGAUUCCAUGAAUUCCGAACGUACAGAACUCACCAAUCGAGCGGCCCUUAUGUAUGUUUGUAUAUAUUUUAAGUGGGAUCAAUAAUUUCUUUAUGUUUGUUAAUAAGACACAUCUUUUAAUUGUUUGUUGUUUCUGUUUUCAUUAAUUUUCAAGCCAAGCAAAUUAUUUUUGCAUAUCUAGGAUGAUUCUAAAUUAGUACGUAAAUUAUAAUCCAACUUCUGAUAUGCACAAAUUAUUCAGCUUGGCUGUAAUAAAAGUCUUUGUUGAUAAACAAGAAAAAGUUUGUUAUUUAAGAGUCUGUCAUUUCUCAUUAGAAGUCUGAACGGUAGGAUGUAGACUUUCACAUUCAACCUCUAGUGUCCAUCUUCACAAUGAUCAGGGUAUUGCGCCUUCAUCUUAUACUUUGACUAUACCUUGGCCCACUUUCUUGUUUUCAACAAUUUGAUUGGAUUGUACGUCAGCAAAUACAGCCAGUUAGAGCCCUGGAUUUCAUGUAUACUUAUUUGUUAGUCUCUGUGCCGAAGGCUCAAAUUGCUGUAUUCACAUAUUAAGAUAUAAUGCCUUGACCAUUGUGAAGAUAAUCGUGGCAAGAUUCAAAUCAUUCGCAAGACCAUUCUAAUUUGUUUUUUGGUAGAAUAGGUGGUAAUUGGUGCUAUAUAAUCCAGAAUUAUAUUGUAUCCAUUACUUCUUAUACUACCUCAAAAUACAGCAUACUCGAGGGUACAAAUAGGUGCGCAUUGUUUUCACAAUUAUAUGGUACUAAGUGCUUGCAGACCACUUUCUUUGAAUAUAUAUAUGGAUGCUAUUUAAUGGAAGUUAUUCUGGAUGAGAAAUUACCCUUGGCAAAAUAUUUUUGUGUGUCAUUGAUCUUUAAAAUAUUUCCAAUAGAUUUGAAUGUUUAAAUUUAUUUCUCGUAAGAUUUUAAGAAUUCAAUUCAUGUCGGACAUGAUCAUGCGCAUUACUUGUAAAUAAAUUAUAACUUAAAUU